UUAGGAUUACCUUGUUUAACACCUAAAGAUUCGUAUAAAUCAAGUUUGAUUCAUUGUGAUUUUGUUCAAUUACUUUGGUCAUUGAAUCCGACUUCUAAAGAUUCUAAUCAACAGUUAAGACAACAUGUUAAGAAAGUGAUUCGAUUAGGGAUGGUCGUUAGUCAAGAAUGUCAGGUUAAAGCGGUUGAAAGAUCGUAUUUUUUUUCAUCUAAUGAGAAGUUAUCUAAACUUAAACCUACUUAUGCUCAUUUAACACCUAUGGUCGAACGAGAUGGACAAACAGUUGCUUAUGUUUGUGUGUUUGGUUAAAAGUUUAAAGCAUGAAUGAAAGAAAGAAAAACAAUAAGUAAUCCUUUGACAUUGGUUUUGGUCUCUUUUUCUUUCCCUUUCUCUGUCUCUCUGUUUUGAUCUUUUUGUUUUUGUUUUUGUUUUCUUUUCGUUCAUUGCAGUUUUUGUGGGUUUGUUUUUGUGAUUCAUUGAUUUUUUCUCUUUUUUUUUUGAAAACGUUUUACUUGAUCUUCAUUCAUUUCUCUUUUUUUUCCAUUUUCUUUCUAUUCUCUCUUUAUUAUUAUGAUAAUUAUUAGUGGUAUAUAUACAAAUGCAAAACAAAAAGUCGGUUUAUGUUCUUUUUUUUUUGUAAAGUUUUUUUCAAGAAUUGGAUUUUCUUUUUCUC
Melampsora larici-populina 98AG31 is the source of this 673-nucleotide messenger RNA. RefSeq lists its product as uncharacterized. The record is from RefSeq and is a predicted model, not a curated record. The transcript has 5 exons. The coding region runs from base 151 to 309 and encodes 52 amino acids. NCBI's taxonomy places the organism in Eukaryota, Fungi, Basidiomycota, Pucciniomycetes, Pucciniales, Melampsoraceae.